Plasmodium adleri (nom. inval.) is the source of this 438-nucleotide messenger RNA. RefSeq names its product 40S ribosomal protein S19. Lineage: Eukaryota; Apicomplexa; Aconoidasida; Haemosporida; Plasmodiidae. Gene Ontology annotation, cellular component: ribosome; cytosolic small ribosomal subunit. The transcript has 2 exons. Gene Ontology annotation, biological process: translation; ribosomal small subunit assembly. Bases 1 to 438 code for a protein of 145 amino acids. Gene Ontology annotation, molecular function: RNA binding; structural constituent of ribosome. The record is from RefSeq and is a predicted model, not a curated record.
AUGGAGGAUGCUAAUAAGCCCAAGAAGAGAACCUUUCGUACCUUUCAAUAUAGAGGUGUUGAUUUAGAUAAGUUAUUAGAUUUAAGUCAAGAUGAACUUAUAAAAUUAUUUAAAGCAAGACAAAGAAGAAAGUUUCAAAGAGGAAUAAGUAAGAAAGCAAAAUCACUUUUAAAAAAAAUUAGAAAAUCAAAAAAAAAUUGUGAACCAGGAGAAAAACCAAAUCCUGUUCCUACACAUUUAAGAAAUAUGACAAUCAUACCAGAAAUGGUAGGAUCUAUUGUUGCUGUACAUAAUGGUAAACAAUACACAAAUGUUGAAAUAAAACCAGAAAUGAUUGGUUAUUAUCUUGGAGAAUUUUCAAUUACAUAUAAACACACAAGACAUGGAAAACCAGGUAUUGGAGCUACACAUUCAUCUCGUUUCAUUCCAUUGAAAUAA